CUUCUCUGUUACGUUUGUUUUUGUACGAAAAGUAAAAAUGUUUUGAAAUUGAAAUUUGAAAAGAGUUCCAAGUUUUUUUUUUCAAAAUCUUACGAGUCUAGUCAGUUGGUGUUGAAAACUCGCGGCGGUUAGAUCAAAAUUCUACUACUCUAACUAACGAGUACGAAUAAAUAAAUAAUUUUUUUAGUUAAAAAAAUAAUUUUGAAAUAAAUAAACGACUCGUUUUAAAUGAUCUAAAACAUAAAUAUCUAAAAGAAAACAUACAUAUCUGUAUAUGUAGAUAAAUAGAUAUAAAAAACAACAACGACAACAACAACAAUAGCAGCGACUUCAGCAACAACUUUAUCUAACAACAACCACCAGCAGAAACACUAAAAAAAGUAACAACCAAAAACGAGGUUCCUUUUUUUUAAACAAAAAAUUCAAGACAAAAAAAAUAAUGACGAAUUUUAAUUAAUUAAUUAAUUUAAUCAUAGAAAAUUGUGUUCAAACCUAAUAAAUUAAGAAAACGAAAAUUCAUUACAAUUAAAAUAUUUGUUAAAAAAUAAGUGCGAGAAAAAAAGUCAUCAUAAUAAGUAUAACCACAACCACAUCACAAUGAAGUUGAAAAAAGUUUCAGCACCACCGAGACAACAACGCUCAUUACACAUGCGCCAAAACAACAAUUAUUACAUCACAAAAACUACCUCCGGCUGGAUGAUCAUGUUACUCAUAUGCUGCCUCAGCCUACGGAGUCCUUUGGCGUCGGCCUACAACAUCGAUAUACCUAGCUAUACGAAACAUCAGCGUCUGGAGUCGAAUACCAUGUUUGGUUUCAGCAUUGCCUUGCACAAGGGUCGCAGUGGCCCUCACACCAAUUCUUUGGUGGUCGGUGCCCCUAAAUUUGAUACCUCCUCAUAUCAAGAAGGUGUUAUAGAAGCCGGUGCCGUAUUCAAUUGCGGAAUGAAUGAUGGUGAUUGUAAUUUAGUGAAAUUUGAUUCGUCAAGCAAUAAUCGUAAUACACAUGGCGAUGUGAUUGAUCGCAAGUCAUAUCAAUGGUUGGGUGCAACAGUGGCUACAAGUCGUGAUAACGAUUUAGUGGUGGCAUGUGCUCCACGUUAUGUUUUCCAUACAAUAACACCGAAAAAGAAUUUACGCUGGGAUCCCAUUGGUACGUGUUUUACCACAAGAAACUUUACGCAUUUCAAUGAGGUCUCACCAUGUCGUACAAACAACUGGGGUUAUCAUCGUCAGGGUUAUUGCCAGGCUGGUUUCAGUGCCGCUGCUAGUGGUGAAGGUGAUCGUUUAUAUGUUGGUGCUCCUGGUAGCUGGUAUUGGCAAGGACAAGCCUACUCAGUAUCGCCAGAUGCAACAUUCCCCUAUAAGCCGCCAUUUUAUCAGCCUUUCGGUACCGGAGGUCAAACUUAUUCGUAUGAUGUUACCAGACCCGAAAAUCAAGUGUAUUCCACAGCCGAAAGUAGUUCGGCUGAUGAUGAUUCCUACUUAGGUUACUCUAUGAUCACUGGUGACUUUAAUGGUGAUCGUUCAGAAGAUAUUGCCAUUGGCAUGCCCAGAGGUGCUGGUUUGUUGGGCAAGAUUGUGGUGAAUAAAUGGAAUAUGGUGAAUAUAUUUAAUAUAACGGGUCGCCAGAUUGGUGAAUACUUUGGUUAUGCCAUGACAACUUCGGAUGUGGAUGGUGAUGGGUUGGAUGAUUUGAUCAUUGGUGCUCCCAUGUACAGUGAGCCCGGCAAUGCCGAGGGCAAAUAUGAUGUGGGUCGUGUUUAUAUUCUCUUGCAGUCCAGCACAAAUGAUGCCACCCGUUGGUCUACUGAGCAUAUCCGUGAUGGCUUUAAUACCAAGGGACGUUUUGGUUUGUCCUUGACCACUUUGGGUGAUAUUAAUCGUGAUGGUUAUGGUGAUUUUGCCGUUGGUGCUCCCUAUGAUGGUCCCUUUGGUCGUGGUGUUGUCUACAUUUUCCAUGGCUCUGCCAAUGGUCCUUUGGCAAAACCUUCCCAGAUCAUCAAGUCCGAAGAUAUUGUGGAGGGUGCUCCUUAUCCUCGUACCUUUGGUUUCGCAUUGUCUGGUGGUUUGGAUAUGGACGGUAACACUUAUCCCGAUUUGGCGGUAGGUGCUUAUGCCUCUGAUCAAGUGUUCAUUUUCAAAUCCCGCCCUGUGGCUGCUGUAAAUGCCAUGACUUCGUUUGCCAGUCCCUCCAAACUCAUCAAUAUCGAGGAGAAACAUUGCCAGACAGUGCGUGAUGGCAAACGUGUAGCUUGUACCGAUAUUACCACAUGUUGGAGUUAUACGGGCGAGUAUUUGCCCAAUGUUUUGGAAUUUGAUGUUUCCUGGGUAUUGGAUGCCAAGAAACCCAAAAAUCCUCGCAUGUUCUUCCUGUUGGAUGAGGGCCGCAAUAUACGUAAUCUUACCAUAACUUUGGCUGCUGGCAAGAAUUUCUGUCGCAAUGAGACCGUAUAUCUCAUUGAUAAUGUCCAGGAUAAGCUGACUCCAUUGGAGGUGGAGACACGUUACAAUUUACGUUCUAGCCGGAGACCAGCACCGUUGGUGAGACGUAAACGUGAUGCUUUGGAACCGGUUAUAGAUCAAAAUCGUGAAAUUGUUCAAAGGGAUGCCAUUAAUAUACAAAAGAACUGUGGUGCUGAUAAUAUUUGUGAACCUGAUCUUAGAUUAGAAAUUAAGACCAUUGACAAAUAUCUUUUGGGCUCUCGCGAACCUUUAUCCAUAGAGGUUUUGAUUUCCAACAUGAACGAAGAUGCUUUUGAGGCUGCUUUUUACAUGGUCAUGCCUAAGGAUUUGGACUUUAAGAAAAUCCAACAGAUUGGUGAUAAAACCGAUACUCCCAUUACCUGUACCGCUCCUUCGGAGGCCAACAAUUAUACUUUGAAAUGUGAUAUCGGCAAUCCUUUGCAGUCCAAGAAAGUUGCCAACUUUAAGGUGAUUAUGUUGCCUUCCCACAAAGUAGGCAUGGCUCCUAGUUAUGAUUUCUUUAUGGAAGCCAACUCUACAAAUAUUGAGAAACAUGGAUCUCAUUUCGACAAUAUUAUACGCAAAAGUAUUAGCAUUUGGGUGGAGACUGAUUUGGCUAUUGAUGGUACUUCAUUGCCCGACUUUGCUUUGUACAAGGCUUCCGAUUACCAGCCCAUUGAAAAUGCCACCAAAGAAGAGGAUUUGGGUCCCCAAGUAGUGCAUUUGUAUAAUAUCUUCAACAAGGGUCCUUCCACUAUCGAUGAGGCCAUAGUAUUUAUACAUUAUCCCUAUCAGACAGCCGCCGGUGAUUACCUCAUGUAUAUGACCAAUCAACCCGAAACCCAUGGCAAUAUCCAAUGUGAUCCUCAUGUUAAUGUCAAUGCUUUGAAUUUGCAAUUGGAUCAAAAUCUUGUACGCAAAUCCUAUUUAGAGGAAAGAGGUGCUAUCAUUAGGAGCCAUGGUGUUUAUGAAAGUGCCAGCUCUAGUUCAAGUAGUUCAGGUGGUCAUAGUAGUGGAGUGUAUAUUGAAAAGUCACAUGGUCAGAAUCAGGGUGGUGCCAAUGUGGUGUCCAUAGGCAGAGGCACUCAGUUGAGUAACGAAGAAAAGAUACGUUUGGAGAAGGAAGAUGAACAGGCUGCCUCUGGUGAUGCUUCAUUUGUGCACUCGCAACGUGCCAAUGCUGCAGCUCAGGGCAAUAUGCAGGGAGGUGGUACCGGUGGCAGUUGGGCUUAUUCCUGGAACUCCACCAGUACCGGUGGUGGACCUUCAGUAGUAGUACAAACUAAAAAUAGCUCUGUGUACUAUGACGAACAUGGUCAGCCUCAUGUGGUGGAAAGUAGUACCGAAUAUGUUACCAGUCUUGACAGUGUACCCAGAACCUUCCACCAUGCACAGCAAUCAUCGGCUAAUUAUCAACAAGCUGGUGUAGCCGGUGCUGGUCAACAGCAAAAAUUCCAACAAGGCCAAGGUCAGCAACAAGCUGAAAUGGGUGCUCACAAUGCCAGAGGCCACAUACAGAUGGCUGGUCCACAGGGCUCUACACAAUAUCAAAGAACUUAUGUUAAUUCCGGAACUCCCCAAAGAACACAAUAUUCGUCAUCUUCUUCGACAGGUGGAGCUUACAGACCACAACAGCAACAAUCACCUAACCAACGUGUAGGCAGUGCUGCUACCUACAAUGAUUUUGCAGCCGGCGAGGGAACUUUUGAAAAGGCUGCCGUCGGAGGUCGUGGUUUCCAAGCUGGCACCUUAGAUUUGGGUAACCUGAACCGUGGCAAUGUCGAGCAGGAAUUACGUACCCACAGCGGACAGCCUCAAGCAGGCAGCUACAACUAUCAUCAAACCUAUUCCAGCGGUACACCACAAACCAAUGCCAACUACCAUCAAGUUUCUUCCUCCAACUAUGGUGGCAACAAACCCUAUUAUGGCUUCGAAAACGAAGAUUACUAUGACGAAGACUACAAUGGCCCGUCAGCGGGCGGACAACAAGGCGCCUCAAGAUCUCACUCCUCUUCGUCUUCCCAACCCCAUAGAAGAGUGCGUCGUGAAGAAUCCGAAGUCGCCGAACCAACACAAAUCGAUAUGAAUUCACCUUGCAAGGCUGCCAAAUGUGAAACGCUACGUUGUGUGGCCCGUAAUUUAGGCAAAGACGAUGGUGUUUGGAUUGCCAUACGUACUCGCAUGGUGGCCCAGACUAUGGAGAAAUUAGCGGGCAGUGUUCCACUGAAUGUUUCCACGAUGGCCGUGUCACAUGUCACGAAACUGCCAUAUAUUGGUGAGCCCAAAGAUGAUAUUAUCCGAACACAUGAGAUUUUCUAUAAGGCAAUACCGGAACCCACACCAGUGCCGGAUGUGGUACCAUUGUGGGUGGUUGUGUUGGCGGCGUGUGCUGGUGCUUUGAUUUUGUUGCUGCUGAUAUUCCUGCUUUAUAAGUGUGGUUUCUUCAAUCGUAAUCGUCCCACCGAUCACUCAAUGGAACGUCAACCCUUACGUAACGGUUAUCAUGCCGAUGAGCAUCUGUAAAUGAUGAGCCAGCAAAGAGUGCUUUCAUAUUCAGCUUAUAGAGAAAACUCUAAGAGUUUCUCUAGUAAAAAUAAAUUGCCUUUUUAACACUAGUAAUAGAAAGAACAUUUUGGAAAUACAAGAACGCAAACGAGAGAUUACAACAGAACCAAAAUCAACAAUUUAACUCUUUUAUAAAAAGUUUUAAACAAAUUAUACUCUUACUAAAAACCCCCCGCUACAGUUUACACUGAAAGAAAGUUCUUGUUAUAAAAUAAUUUUGUGUUUUUUUUUAACAAACUAACGGCUCCUAGUCACCAAAAAAAAAAAAUAGAAACAUAAUAAUAAAAAAGGAAAAGAAACGAUAAAUUUGCCAUAAAAAAACGAACGAUUUCUUAUAAAAUAAAUAAUAAAACAAUAAUUAUUAUUAAUAAAAUGGAAGAGCAAGAAAAUAUUUUUCAAAUUGUUAAAACAAAAACUAAAAAAAUAAUGAAAUUAUUUAAUAGAUUAAGUAAACCUGUUGAGAAUUAUAAGAAGAAACAUAAAAGUGCUAAACAAUUUUAAACUAUUUAUAUACAAUUUAAACUAAAAACUAAACUAAUAUUUAAACAAAAAAAACUAAUUUUAUAAAAAAAAAUCUAAAUGAAACUACUGAAAAUCAUUUUAACAAGAAUCUAAAAAUACUAAAUCAAAAUCAAAUAUUUAAAGAAUUUUUUCUUAAUUUAUAAGCAAUUAUAUCUGCCACAGUGUGUGAGUGAAAAAAAGAGAGUGAACGAGUUAGCAUGAGAGUGUUUGUUUUAUAAUUUUUAACGAUUUUUUAAUGUAUAUUUUUAGUCCUGUUUUUUUUUAAGAAUGUAUGAUCUUUGUGAAUGUAUGAAUGAGUAUUUAAAUUAUAAAUAAUUUUAUAAAAACAUAAAAAAACACUUAUUUGUUUAUUAAUUAAUUUUUAAUUAUUAUUAACCCUCAAUUAAUUUUCUUCUGUCUGCUAUUAAUUUUUAAACUUGUGUAAAUAAACUUUAAGUCAGAAAUAAGAUUUCCC
Calliphora vicina (urban bluebottle blowfly) is the source of this 6004-nucleotide messenger RNA. RefSeq names its product inflated (gene if). Bases 598 to 4986 code for a protein of 1462 amino acids. Gene Ontology annotation, molecular function: integrin binding. NCBI's taxonomy places the organism in Eukaryota, Metazoa, Arthropoda, Insecta, Diptera, Calliphoridae. Gene Ontology annotation, cellular component: integrin complex; external side of plasma membrane. The transcript has 12 exons. The record is from RefSeq and is a predicted model, not a curated record. Gene Ontology annotation, biological process: cell-matrix adhesion; cell-cell adhesion; cell adhesion mediated by integrin.